Notothenia coriiceps (black rockcod) is the source of this 577-nucleotide messenger RNA. RefSeq names its product transcription termination factor 2-like. The coding region runs from base 14 to 577 and encodes 187 amino acids. NCBI's taxonomy places the organism in Eukaryota, Metazoa, Chordata, Actinopteri, Perciformes, Nototheniidae. The record is from RefSeq and is a predicted model, not a curated record. Gene Ontology annotation, molecular function: ATP-dependent activity, acting on DNA; ATP binding. Gene Ontology annotation, cellular component: nucleus. The transcript has 4 exons. Gene Ontology annotation, biological process: DNA repair.
UUCAGCGGAUGACAUGGGUCUGGGGAAAACCCUCACAAUUAUUGCUCUCAUACUGGCCAAGAAAAGCAAAGCAAAAGGGGAAGUUGAAGAGAAGGAAGAGAAGCAGGCCGAGGGCUGGAUCUCCAAAACUGACUCCAGCCCGGUGGUGUCUAAAGGCACUCUGAUCAUCUGUCCCGCCUCCUUGGUCCACCACUGGAAGAUGGAGAUUGACAGACGUUUGAAGGCAGGCAAGCUGUCGGUGUGCCUGUACCAUGGACCCAGCCGCGAGAGAAGUCCCAAAGUGCUGGCAGGUUAUGAUGUGGUGGUGACCACUUACAGUUUGGUCUCUAAGGAGGCCCCCGUCCAGAAGGAGGACGCUGAGAAACCCAGCAAAGAUACUGAUCAUGUGAGUUCUUGCCAAAGGGCGGCAGAACUUCUGUCCGUGCGCAGGAUGUUUAAUAUCCCCAUUGUCCUGGAUGUGCUGCACCCACCUGACUGCAUGACAGCUGGAGGCUUUGCAAGGUUCUCAACAGGCUCAGAGACUGACUCAAUUAACAUUAAACCAAAAAGAAACCUAAAGCCUGAGAAGACUUCAUAG